UCCAGUUAAUAUGUGUUGUGGGCUGACUGGGCACCGCAGAUAUAAAUUAUAAAUAACCAACUUAAUAAUAUAUAAUAAUAAUACCUAAUAAUCUAUAUCUGCGCCGUACUCGCUCUGACUACCACGACCGUUCGCAGGGAACCGAAUACUGAUCAAUCAUCAAAAGCCGUUCGCAUUUCUCUGUGUCCCGUGAUUGUCAUCGUCGUCGUCGUCGUUGUCGUCGUCGUCAUCGUUGUCGUAACAACCAUUUAAAAAACUUAUAACAUUUUACUUCAACUCAGCACUGGAAUUCAAACUAUUACUGCUAAACAAAAAAUAAAGCUGGAAAAACUAAAAGUUUAUUUUUAUUGAAACUUGAAAGUUACCAUUCAUUAUGUCAACUCCUGCCAGACGUAGACUAAUGCGAGACUUUAAAAAAUUACAAGAAGAUCCACCUGCAGGUAUCAGUGGCACACCAACUGAUAAUAACAUCAUGCUGUGGAAAGCUGUAAUUUUUGGACCUCACGAUACUCCAUUUGAAGAUGGCACAUUUAAAUUAACAAUAGAAUUUACUGAAGAAUAUCCUAAUAAACCACCAACAGUUAGAUUUGUUUCAAAAAUGUUUCAUCCAAAUGUCUAUGCUGACGGAGGAAUUUGUCUUGAUAUAUUACAGAACCGCUGGAGUCCCACUUAUGAUGUAGCUGCUAUUUUGACAUCCAUACAAUCACUUCUUAGUGAUCCAAAUCCUAAUUCGCCAGCUAAUUCUAUGGCUGCCCAAUUGUAUAAGGAGAAUCGCAGAGAAUAUGAGAAACGUGUAAAGAUGUGUGUGGAGCAAAGUUUCAUUGAUUAGAAUUCAUUAAUUAUUCUUUUUAAUCAUAAAUAAAAAAAAAUAAAAAUAGUUGGUGUGUUAUUAGUUCUUUUAAACUU
Messenger RNA from Melanaphis sacchari, 906 nucleotides. Its product is annotated as ubiquitin-conjugating enzyme E2-17 kDa-like. Lineage: Eukaryota; Metazoa; Arthropoda; Insecta; Hemiptera; Aphididae. Gene Ontology annotation, molecular function: ubiquitin conjugating enzyme activity. The record is from RefSeq and is a predicted model, not a curated record. The coding region runs from base 374 to 829 and encodes 151 amino acids. The transcript is spliced from 3 exons. Gene Ontology annotation, biological process: DNA repair; proteasome-mediated ubiquitin-dependent protein catabolic process; protein polyubiquitination. Gene Ontology annotation, cellular component: HULC complex.